Siniperca chuatsi (mandarin fish) is the source of this 15928-nucleotide messenger RNA. RefSeq names its product spectrin, beta, non-erythrocytic 5 (gene sptbn5). The record is from RefSeq and is a predicted model, not a curated record. Gene Ontology annotation, biological process: actin cytoskeleton organization. Gene Ontology annotation, cellular component: plasma membrane; cell projection; cell junction. The coding region runs from base 4 to 12456 and encodes 4150 amino acids. The transcript has 79 exons. Gene Ontology annotation, molecular function: actin filament binding. NCBI's taxonomy places the organism in Eukaryota, Metazoa, Chordata, Actinopteri, Centrarchiformes, Sinipercidae.
AGGAUGGAGGGCGAGGAGGACGGGGCGGGGCGAGUCAGGGAGCUGCAGGAGCAGAGGAUGGCGGUGCAGAAGAAAACCUUCACCAAGUGGAUGAACAGCGUCUUCUCCAAGAACGGGGAGAACGUGGAGCUGACCGACGUCUACACGGAGCUGAAGACCGGCGUCGCUCUGAUUCGUCUGCUAGAGCUCAUCUCCAAAAAGACGCUGACUCCGCCCAGCCGCCGCAAACUGAGAGUCCACUGUCUGGAGAACAACAGCAUCGCCAUCAGCUUCCUCAAAACCAAGGUUCGGGUGGAUCUGAUUGGUCCUGAGAAUGUGGUGGACGGGGACCGUACGCUGAUCCUGGGUCUGUUGUGGAUCAUCAUCCUCAGGUUCCAGAUCGGCCCCAUCGACCUGGCCGAGGAGGGGGGCGGAGCCAGUGUGGCUCAUCGCUCGGCGAAAGAGGCUCUGCUGAUCUGGUGUCAGAGGAAAACGUCGGAUUACGACGGCGUCGACGUGCGCGACUUCUCGUCCAGCUGGAGGAACGGACUCGCCUUCAACGCCCUCAUCCACGCACACCGGCCUGACCUUUUUGACUACCGCCGUCUCCAUGGCGACGACCCCCGUCGCAACCUGGAGCACGCCUUCUCUCUGGCGGAGCGGGAGUUUGGGAUCAUGCAGCUGCUGGAGGUGGAGGACAUGGUGGUCCCUCAUCCAGACGAGAAGUCCAUCAUGACCUACGUGUCCCUGUACUAUCACUACUUCUCCAAGAUGAAGCAGGGACAGACCAUCCAGAAGAGACUCGCUAAGAUAGUUGGGAUGCUGAUGGAGCUGGAUGACAUGAAGGUCCAGUAUGAGAGAAUGGUCUCAGAUCUGCUUCACUGGAUCAAAACCAAGGUGCUGCAGCUGAAUGACAGACGAUUCCCAAACUCUGUGAGGGAGAUGCAGAAGCUGAUGAUGGCUUUCAAGACCUACAGAACUGUAGAGAAGCCUCCCAAAUACCAGGAGCGUGGGGUGAUUGAAGCUCAUCUGUUCAGUCUGAAGACUCAGCUUGCAGCCAACAACCAAUGGGCUUACAAUCCUCCAGAGGGUAAAACCCUGAGUGACAUAGAGAAGAGUUGGGUUUUGCUGGAGAGAGCUGAACAUGAGCGAGAGCGAGCUCUGCAGGAGGCGCUGCUUCGCCUGGAGAACCUGGAGCAGCUAGCCCAGAAGUUUGGGAGGAAGGCAGCACUGAGGGAGGGGUAUCUGGAGGACACGGUUCGUCUGAUCCGGAGGCAGGACAUCCGAGGCCUCUCCACCCUGGUGGAGGCUCAGGCAGCCGGCCGGCGUCUGGAGGCCCUGGCCACCGACGCUUUGGCCAGAGAGCCGCGAUUCUCCGCCCUGAGAGACAUGGCCAAGACCAUCGAGAGAGGAAACUACCACAGCAAGGAGCAGAUAAUCAGGAGAGAGGAGAGCAUUAGCCAUCGAUGGAAGGACCUACUGCAGCAGCUCCAAGAGCAGAGGGGGCUGCUGGGAAACGUAGUUGAAAAUCUCAGCGUCCUCCGAGACAUUGAGCUCGUCUCCCAGGAACUGAAAGAACUACAGUCCCAGGCCACUUCCUGUGAACUGGGGAAACAGCUGGCGGAGGCGGAGUCUCUCCUUCAGAAGCAGGAUCUCCUGGAAGCUCAAAUCUCAGGUCACGGUGAAACCAUCACCGCCAUCAGCAGCACAGCGCUCAAGGUGAAAGUGAGAGACGGUCAGCAGAUUCAGAGCAGAGUGAGAGCUCUCGACACUCAGUACAGAUCUCUGGUUUCCCUCAGCAGCAGCAGGAGGAGACAGUUGGAGGCUCAGCUGAGGUUGUUUGAGUUCUUCUAUGACUGUGAGGAGUUGGAGGCCUGGCUGUAUGAACGCUGGUUGAGGCUGCAGACGGCCGGACUGGGACGAGACCUCAGCCACAUCCAGCUGACCCAACACAAACACAAGGUUCUGGAGGCGGAGCUCCAGGCCCAGGAGUCUCUGUACCACGGAGUUGUGGGUCGAGGUCAGGAUCUGCUGUCCAAACAGAGUCAGGUCAACCAGCGAGCCAUCCAGAAGUGGAUCCGUACCCUGAAGAAGCAGUGGAGCCACCUGACCGACGAGGCGGUGGGACGCCGCAACAGACUGCAGGCGGCCGCAGCCAUAAAACAGUACUUUGCAGAUGUGGCGGAGGCCAACUCUUGGCUGGGCGACAGGAAGCCGCUGCUGACCAGCGAGGAUCAUGGGAAGGAUGAGUCGAGCACGGUGGCGUUGCUGCAGCGCCACCUGCGGUUGGAGAAGGAGAUGGCGGCCUACGCCUCCGAGAUAAAGAGACUGUCGGAGCAGGCGAGGAGCGCGGCGCAGCUAACCGCUCUGACUGCGGAGCCUCAGCAGAGUAAGAUGAUCCAAUACAGCGACUCAUCUGGGGAGGAGGAGGAGGGGUCAGGAGCGGUGACAUCACCGCCACCUAGCGCCAGGGGUGGGAGGGGCUCUGGGAGCUCCCCCUCUCAGAGUGAGGACAGCAAGGCCAAGGUCCGCUUCAGAUACAGCAAAGGUCAGUUUCUGUGGGAUCGUAAUGAGAUUGUAACCAUCGUCAACGCUGAGCCGGAUGGAGACCGAGUUCUGGCCAGAGACAGCCGAGGAAACCAGCAGCUCGUCCCCAAAACCUACCUGACCCUGCUGCCAGCCACUGCUCCUCCCCCCACCCCACCCGCCUCCACCAAUGGCGUGCCGGAAAGCCCGAGCAGGAAGUUGAGUCGUCCGAGGCGCAGCCGCUCGAUGCGUCGCGGCACGGCUGAGAUUCAGACAACAUGGCUGCCAGACCCACAGUACCAGAGAGACACUGUGGAGAGCACGCAGGCCAGCCUGGACCAGGACUACAACUCCCUGUACAACCUGGUCAAGUCAAAGACGAGGAGUCUGGAGGAGACGCUGCGUCUGCAUCGCUUCUACAACAGCUGCCAGGAGUUUGAGUCGUGGAUGGAGGACAAGGAGAACGUCCUGAACACCUUUAGCACCGACGCCAACAACCUGGGAGUGGUUCAGGCUAAAUAUGAGAACUUCCUGACUGAGUUGGCGAGUGGGCGUGACCAGUUGGAUGACGUCAUCAGAAUGGCGGAGGAGCUGGUGAAGAGCCGACACAGUAAACAGAGAGAGAUCCAGGCCAGACAGAGGAGGGUUUCCAACAGGUGGGAUCGGAUCCAGCAGUUGAAGGAUGAAAAAGGACACGAGCUGCUGAGCACAGCAGACGUGCAGUCCUUCCUGCAGAGCUGCGAGGAGGCUAAAGCUCAGCUGCAGGGUCAGCUGUCCCAGCUCGACACCGUGGACGUGGGCUGCAGCUCCUUCACCCUGCUGACCGAGGAGAAGAACCAGGUUCAGGCCCUAAGAGACAUCCAGGCCCUGGAGAGCAAGAUCGCCUACCUGAAGAGCGUUGCCAAGAUGAAGCAGGACUGCAGUCCAGCAGAGAGUGCAGCCAUCGUGGAGGAGGUUCGGGGUCUGGAGGCUCUGCUGAAUCAGUUGAAGCAUCAGGCGGCCGACAGACAGCAGCUCCUGGAGGAGGCCCGCAGGCUGCAGAGCUUCCAGCAGCGGGCCAAGGAGCUGAAGCGCUGGGCUGGCUCGGUGCAGGAGCGCCUCCUGCAGGAGGAGACGGCGACUGACGUGGCCUCAGCUGUCGCCCUGCUGGAACAACACCAGGAGCUCCAGCUGGAGAUGGAGGAGCAGAGGAGCAGGUUUAAGGAGAUGGAGAAGUUGGGGAAAUCCCUUCAGCAGGGCUCUUCCAAUGGGAAGACAGGGGGUGUCGACAUCCAAGAAACCCUGGACGAUUUCAAAGCUGAUUGGUCCAAGCUUGACAAGAUGUGGACCAGUAGGAAGGAGCGUUUGGAGCAGGGGGUGGAGCUCCAGAGGCUGAACCAGGAAGGAGACCGGAUCGAGGCGGCGCUGUCUGGACACGAAGCUCGACUGAGGGUCAAAGACGUCGGGGACUCGGUGGACAGUGUCCACAGUCUGCUGGGCCGACAGGAGGAGCUGGAAGGUCUCCUGAAGGCUUUGGACCAACAGGUCGAUCAUUUCACUGAACGCAGCCAGGAGCUCAUCAGCCAACAACACUACGCUGCAAAACACAUUAAGGAGAGGAGCAGGAGCAUCCAGACGGCCGACAGGAAGUUGAAAGAGAGCAGCAGGCAGAGGAGGAGUCUGCUGCUGGCCUCAAAGAAAUAUCAGGAGUUCCAGAGAGAUGCAGACGAGCUGCUGCUGUGGAUGGAGGAGAAGUUUAAGGUGGCGGAGGACGAGUCGUACCGCGACCCCACCAACAUCCUCCGGAAGCUGAAGAGACACGAGGCGGCUGAGAGGGAGAUGCAGGCUAACCAGGUCUGGCUGGACAGACUGGUUCAGCUGGGGCAGGAGAUGCUUGCUGAAGAGCAUGACAACAGUCAGAGCAUCAGGAGGAAGUCUACUCAGCUCUGCAGCCGGUGGAAAAGACUUCAGGACAAGAUGGCCGACAGAGGAGACAAACUGAGACAGGCGGGACAGCAGGAGCAGCUGAUGGAGCUGCUGCAGGAUGCCAAGCUGAAGAUUGAGGCCAUCCAGCGGAUGCUGAACAAUGCUGCCGAAGGUCACAACCUCCGCUCCAGCCGAGUGCUUCUGAAGGAGCACCAGCAGCUAGAGCAGGAGGCCAAGGAGCUGGCGGAAAAGAUCAACUCCAUCGUCAGCAGAGCCAAACGCAUCGCCUCCAAUCACUUCGACUCACAGAGGAUCCUCCAGGAGACCGACACUUACCUCACUCUGUUCAAGUCUCUCCAGAAGCCUCUGGACCGGCGUCGAGCUCAGCUGGAGGCGUCGGUGCUGCUGUUUGGGUUUUAUCAUGAUGUGGACCUGGAGCUCAGCUGGAUCUCUGAACAUGUUCCUGCCUCUGGAUCUACAGAUUACGACAAGUCUCUGGCUGGAGCCAUCAGUCUCAUGCAGAAACACAAGGAGUUGCAGGCGGAAGUGAGCGCCCACCGAAAAUACCUGAAUCACGUCCUGGAGAAGGGGCGGGGCCUGGCCAAAUCCAGCAAAUCAGACGGAGAGGAAGUGCUUCAGAGGUGCGGGCACCUGAGUUCAGAGUGGGAGGAGCUAGAGGAGGCCUGCAACAGGAGAGCAGCUCACCUGAGCAAGGCCAUAACCAGAGAACAGCUGCUGUUGGACUGCUCAGAACUGGAGUCCAGGCUGACUGAGAAACUCACUCUGGUGAACACCGACGACUACGGCAAAGACCAGCUGGCCACACAGAGUUUCAUCACCAAACACCAGGUGUUGGAGGGCCAGCUGGAGGUGCUGGAGGUGGAGGUGGAGGAGGUAGGAGACCAGGUGGAGCAGGCGGUUCAGAACUGGAGGCUGGGGGAGCUCAGCAGGCCCUACAGUCGCCUCAGCAGUCUGAAUCAGCAGCUGCAGCACCAGGCUGCUCUCAGGGGUCAGAGGUUAAAGGAAGUCCUCCAUCUCCAUGAGUUCAGACAAGAGUCAUCAGAGUUGGAGGACUGGAUGAACCAGCAGAGACAGACAGCAGAGUCUCAGGACCUGGGCAACGACUACCAACAUGUGCAGUUGCUUCGUGGGAAGUUUGAAGGUUUUCUGAAGCAGCUGGAAGUCGGAGAGGAGAGUCUGCAGAGCUGCAGCGACCUGGCUGCUCGACUGAUCCGCAACAAGCAUCCACAGAGCUCUGCAGUCAGAGAGACACUGCAGCAGCUCAGUGCAUGCUGGGACGAUUUGAAGAGCGUGGCCAGGGAGCGUCAGGAUCAGCUGCAGAGAGCCGAGGAAUGUCACCGCUUUUACCAAGACCUGACUGACGCACUGACACUAAUCCAGGAGCGACAGAAGAGCAUCCCUGACGAUGUGGCGAAGGAUUUGCGGGGAGUGAUGUCACAGCUGAGGAAACAUGAAGCUCUGCUCCACGAGCUGGCUGCCACAGAGCUACAGUUGCAGGAGCAGCUGGAUGCUGUCGACUCCAUCCUGGACCUCUGCACGCCUCAGUUGAAGCUCCGCCUACAGGAAGUGCAGCAGGAAGUGGUGGAGCGGUGGGAGGAGCUCCGACUACACACAGAGCAGAGGGAGGCGGAGCUAAAACUCGCAUGCCAGAGAUACCUGUUCCUUAACACGGCGCAGGAUUACUUCCUGUGGUGCAGCCAGCUGAUUGGUGUGAUGGCUGCUGAGGAGAGCAUCAGCGACGUGGCGACCUCCGACCUCCAGCUGGCCCAGCACCAGCAGCUGUGGGCCGAGAUGGAGGCCAGACAGGAGACCUACCAACAGGCUCUGGACAUGGGAGAGGAGCUGCAGACACAGGACAGGACCAACAGGAAGGAGGUGUUGGAGAAGCUGGAGGCCCUGCAGGCAGAGCGAGACAAACUGGAGGAGCAGUGGAACGAGAAACAAAGCUGGUUAGAAACUGUUCACCUGGAGCAGGUCUUCUACAGAGACGUUAACAGCAUGGACAAAACCUCCAGCUCACAGGAGAUCCUGUUGCAGAACAGCACUUUGGGAAACACAGUUGAUGAGACAGAAGGUUUGAUCAAACGCCAUGAAGCUUUUGAGAAGCUGCUCAGCUCGCAGGAGGACAAGCUGUCCUCUCUGAAGGAGCUGGCCGAGCGGCUGAAGAAGCUGCUGAGCAGAGAGAAGAGCGGACGGGUCCAAACCAAACUCAAGGCCCUCCUCCAGCGACGUGAUAGGAUCAAGGAGCUGUCCGUCAAACGCAGGGAGGAGCUUGAGCUUUCCAGGAUGCUGUGUAUCUUCAACCGAGACGUUGCCGAGGCUGAGGAGUGGGUGUCUGAGCGGAUGCAGAAGAUGGCGGAGGACGGUAAAGCUGACCUCAGCAAUCUGCAGGCCAAGAUGAAGCUUCUCCAGAAACAUCAGGUGUUUGAGGCCGAGAUCCUGGCUCACAGCGAGAUCAUCAGCUCUGUACUGCAGGCUGGGGAGGAGCUGGUGUCCCUUCGCCACCCGAGGUCCAAGGAGGUGAAGAGGAGUGCAGCCACCCUGAAGCUCCACUGGGAGGAGCUGAAGAAGGCCGUGGCCACCCGAGGGAAAGCUCUGGAAGAUAACAGAGACUUCCUGGAGUUCCUGCAGAAAGUCGAAGAGGUGGAGGCCUGGAUCAGACACAAGGAGGUGAUGAUUAAUGUCGGAGACGUUGGGAAGGAUUAUGAACAUGGAGUUCAGCUGCUGAAGAAACUCAGCGAGUUCAGGGGGACUGGAGACGGGGACGUGACGGUGGACGACGCUCACAUCACAGCCAUCAACAGACUGGCAGGCAGACUGGAGAAGAGACAGAGCGCUGAUGAACUGGUCACUGUUAGACAGAGGCGACAGCAACUCAACGACAGGUGGAGUAGGUUUCACGGAGAUCUGAACAAUUACAAGAAGAAGCUGGAGGGGGCGCUGGUGGUCCACGCCCUCAUCAGAGAGCUGGAGGAGGUUAGAGACCGAGCCAACGAGAAGAUGCUGCUGCAGGGUCAGGACUGUGGUUUUGAUGUGGACAGCGUAGAGAACCUGAUCAGACGCCACGAGGAAACAGAGAGAGAGGCCGGGGUCAUCCAGGAGAGGUCAAAGGCCCUGGAGAAGGAGGUCUCAGAUCACCUGAAGGCUCGAUCAGUGAUGAGCGACAAGCUGAAGAACAAACAGAAGGAGGUCCAGAAAGCUCUGAAGACUCUGGACAAGGAGGUGAAACACAGGAAGGAGGAGCUGCAGGAGGCCCACCAGCUGCAGCUGUUCAAAGCCAACCAGCGCCUCCUGCUGGAGUGGAGCAUCAAACAGAGCAGCGAGAUGGCAGAGAAAGGCCUUCCCAAGACCAGAGUCGAGGCCGACCGGCUCAUCGUCGAGCAUCAGGACUGGAAGACGGAGAUCGACGCCCGUGCCGAGCGCAUCGACUCUGUUCGGGACUUCGGUCAGGGUCUGAUCCGGUCGAGUCACGGUUCGAAGGCGGAGAUCCAGAAGGCCCUGAACCAGCUGGAGGAAGCCAAAUGCGGACUGGACCGAGCCUGGCUGAACCGCAACACGACCCUGGAGCAGGCCCGAACCCUGCAGGUCUUCCUGGCCUCUCUAGAGCAGUGUGAGAGCUGGCUCAGCAACAAGGAGGCCUUCCUGUCCAAUCAGGACCUGGGGAGCUCGGUGACAGAGGUGGAGACUCUGCAGAGGAAGCAGGCUCAGUUUGAGGAGGCUCUGGAGGCUCAGGUGGACCAGCUGGAUGAGGUGGAGAAACUGGCCCAGAAGAUGAUCCAGCAGAAGCACUACGACUCCGACAACAUCAGAGCCAAGAGCAGAGCGCUCGCUAGCAGGUGGAGCCAGCUGCAGCAGCAGAGCAGAUCUCGUCACAAAGCUCUGGAUCGAUCACUGCAGCUGCAGCAGUUCUUGUCCAGCAGCUACCAGGUGUGCGUGUGGCUGAACGAGCGUAAUGCUGUGGCGUUGGAUGAGAGCUGGAGGGAACCAACCAACCUUCAGGCCAAACUGCUGAAACAUCAGAGCUUCGAAGCCGAGAUCCUCGCUAACCGCUACAGACUUGACACGCAUACAAAGGAAGGAGAGAAGCUGCUGUCGGAGUCUCCGUCAGCUGAAGUGAAGGUUCGACCUCGACUCAGAGAGCUGACCGACAGCUGGGACGCUCUGAUCCACAACUGUAAGGAGAAGAAAACCAGACUGCAGGAGGCCUACCAGGCGCUGCAGUUCCAGCGUUCAUUGGAUGACAUGGAGCAAUGCGUGUGGUCAGUGGAGAGGGAACUGGCCAAUGAGGACUGUGGAAGCGACCUGCCGUCUGUCAACAGGCUGCUGAAGGCUCUGCAGGGGCUGGAGGAGGAGGUGGAUGGACACAGAGACAGAAUUCAGGGUCUGGUGGAAACAGCGAAGAGCUUCCACUCGCAGGGAAACUUCCUGGCUGAGGAGAUCCAGACCAGAGUGGCACACACCAUCAACAGGUACAACAGUCUGUUGGAGCCCCUGCAGAGUCGGAGGGAAACCCUGGAGGCCUGGCAGGUUCUGUUCCAGUUCUACAGAGACCUGGAGGAGGAGGUGGCCUGGCUGAGCAACAGACUGCCCUCCAUCACUGCUAAAGACUUGGGGAGAUCCCUGAGCAGCACCCAGCAGCUGCUUCACAAACACCAGGCUGUGAUGCAGGAGAUCUCAAGCCGCGCCCCAUUGGUUCAGGCAGUUCAGGAAGCGGGGCAUAGUCUGGUCAGAGGUCGUCACUUUGCGUCUCACGACAUCCGGGAGCGUCUGGAGGAGUUGAAGACGCUCCAUGAGGAGCUGAUGAUGGAGGCGGAGAGGAAGGGGAAACUCCUGCAGGAGGCGCUCAGCAUCCACACCUUCCUCUCUGAGGUGUCUGAGCUGGAGCUGUGGUUGGAGGAGCAGCAGGCAGGUUUGGAGUCUCGGGACUGUGGGAGGAACGAGGAGGCAACGGAGGCUCUGCUGAGGAGGCUGGACUCUGUGGAUGUGGAGCUGGAGAACCAGAGAAGGACGAUGGAGAGGCUGCAGGAGAGCGGAGCCUCACUGCAGCACCUCGGACAUCCCAACAGCCACCUGGUCAGUGAGUCUCUCCCAGCUGUCCUCGAACACUUUGAGGCUCUCCUCCGACUCUCCUCCACUCGUCGCGCUGCUCUGGAAGACCAGCUCCGCCUUUACGUGUUUGAGAGAGAAGCCAAAGAACUACAAACAUGGCUGACCUCCAAGAAGACUGUGGCAGAGUCCAAGGACUGCGGACAAGAUCUGGAGGAUGUAGAGGUCCUUCAGAAGAAGUUGGAGGUUCUGGUGUCGGAGAUGUCGGGUCUGGGUCGGAACCGGCUGACCUCAGUACAGCAGCUCGGCAGAGGGCUGCAGCAGGACGGCCAGGCCCGGAGGAGGGACGACGCCCUCAGCAGGCUGUGGGACGACCUCAACAGCAGCAUCAGGACCAGAGAACAGAGUCUGCAGUCAGCGAGGGAGAUUCAUCAGUUUAAUCACGAUGUGGACGAGCUGAAGGGCUGGAUGGCUGAGAAGGAGGCUGUGCUGGACUCAGAGGACCAGGACCUGCACUCCAUCCAGACUCUGCUGAGACAACACGAGGCGCUGGAGAGGGACCUGGUUCUGAUCUCUGAGGAAGUGACCAGGAGCCGAGAGGAGGGCCGGGCUCUGAGCAGACGACAGCCUCAGGCCAGACCUGCUGUGGCUCAGAGGCUGGAGGAGCUGGAGGCCUGCUGGACCAGCAUCCAGGACAAGGCCUCCCAACGCCGCGCCAGACUGGGCCAGGCUGAAGACGUGCAGAAAUACUUAUCCCACUGCACUGAACUCAUGGCCUGGCUGAGGGAGAUGCUGUCUCUGGUACGAGGGGAGGCGCUGAGCGUGGAGGGAACUGACCUGGAGCAGCUCAUUAAAAAGCACGAUGAGUACCGCGUCCAGAUUGACAGACAGCUCAGCAAAUCACAGGCUGUGAAGGAGGAAGGGGGGCGCCUGAUAGAAGAAGGAAACUUCAUGUCCCAAGAGGUGGAGGAGCGUAUCUGUGAGCUGGAGGAGCUGGAGGUGCGGAUGGAGAAGGUUUGGGAGGAAACCAGGCUCCUGUAUGUGGAGGAGCUGGAGAUUUCACUUCUGCAGAGGGAGCUGGAGCAGGCAGAGCGCUGGCUGAGCUCCUACGAAAACACACUGAUGGCUGAGGACUACGGGGACUCUGUGUCGGAUGUUAUGGAGCUCCUGAAGAGGCAGGAGGACUUGGAGGCCAUGAUCCAGGCCCAGAGCGACCGCUUCAUCGCACUGCAGGAGAAGAAAACACAGAGGGAGAAGAGACUGGGUCUUCAUGGAAAUGAGGACAUGGACCCUGAGGACAGAAAACCUCCAGCCAGAGUUUCAUCCCUGAGGAGUAAACCGUGGGAUCCAAAGACCCCGUGGGUCUCUUCCUCUAGAGACAUUGUCCGUCGAGUCAGCAGUGGCAGGACGGACAGAACAAUCAGAUCGUCCAGGCUAGACAAAAAAACAGACAGUACCCAGGUGGGGACCGGUCUCACAACCUCUGCUAGCACCCCACCUAGCCCGUCUCUCCACCCUGACUUGAAGAGACGCUUUAGCUCCACCAGGAAGGCUCAGAAAUGGGAGGUGGAAGACGAGGCUAACAGUCCUCCUGUUGGUCCCAGCUCCAGCCCGACUUUAAAACCCGGGAGACGUCGAACCAGCCACUCAAACGUGACGCCUGGCACUCCCCUCAGAGCAUCAACUGACUCCUCCUCUCCAAAACGUCCUGAAUCACCUCCACCCUCCUCCCCCAAACCUCCCGUCUCCCCUCAAACCUCCGUCUCCUCUUCAUCUAAAGAGACUCCUGAGGAAGACUGUCGUCCCAGAUACAAACCUCCUCUGGCUCCAAAGCCUAGAAUCUCCUCCACAGAGCGGACGUUCGGACGGCGCUCUGAGCCCCCAAACCAACCGGAGAAGCCCGCUACACCACCUGACUCACCUCCACUAAUCAGAGAGCUUGUUGCUCCCACUGAGCUGCCUCCUCCACCAGUCUCAGACAGAUCCUCUCCCUCUGAAGCACCAACGCCUUCAACGAGGAAAGAGCUCCACAACCUGGAAUCACCAAUCAGCCAACAGCCUGAUCUUCCUGAUUCUCCAACUCCACCUGCUGCUGCACCGGUUACACCACCUGACUCCCCGUCUGCUGCACCAAUCACAGAGGAGGAUACUAAAUCAGCUGACCUUGCUCCUCCAACAAGGGAGCUGCCUCCAUCUCCUCCACAGCGACAGAGGAAGUUAGAAGAUGCGCCAGAUGAAGAACCAGGCCUCCCCAGCUCCACACCGGAGGUGACAGCAGUGCAGCCAGUCAGAAUGGAGGGGACGCUGGAGAUCAAACUGAAACAAGGAGGAAACAAGGGUCUGGAGCACUGGGAGGAGGUGUUUGCUGUCCUGGAAGGAGAGACGCUCAGCCUGUUUAAAGACAGAGCAGCUGCUGCAGAGAAGACCUCUAGGUGGCCUCCUAUCAACAUGGUUGGAGUUGUCUGCAGGGAGAACGUUUACUUCAGGAGGAAGGACAACACAUUCAAACUGAUACUGGGGGACGGCAGUCAGUAUCUGUUCGCAGCGUCCAGCAGAGAACUCCAGCUGCUGUGGAUGAAGAAGCUCCGAAACUGCACUGAAUCUGCCGGCAGCGACUCUGACGACUCAGGGAGAGCGUCAUCAGUCAACCUGAGUUUGGAGAAGUUGGCCGAGGCUCCGGAUGAUUCGGCCUCGACCAAACCGCUUGACAGGAGACCCGAGAGCCUGGAGAGACAGUCAUCCACGGAGGGGCAACCUCCUCCCAAACCCCCCCACACAUACUUCAACAAACACCGCUACCCUGAGGAAGAGGAGGUCAGGAGCACAGGUACACAGAGCCGUCAAAACCAGCCCCCUUUAGUGCCUCCUCCCCCACCCCCCGACACCCAGGACCCCCCCACUGUGACCCCCCAGGUAACAGACGACAACAAAGACAAGUCGAGGAGGAGCGUCUUCAGGAAGUUUUUCACUAAGAAGUAGAGCUUUGAGUCUCUGCAGCCGUCCUUCCUCAUCACCUGUCGGUUUCCUUCAUCCUGGGAAGCCAAAUGGUGCAGGUGACUCAGCCACUGACGGCUUUCGCUUCUUCAAAGUUUUGGACGUUAAUAUUUGAAUAAUAAGAUUUACCACUCAAGUACAAUUUCCAGACAUGAGGCUAGAGGAGGUGUCAUCAGAUGCCAAGUAAAAUUUGUUUUACUUACAAAGUGCUUUUAUGUGACAUGUUCACAAAGUGCCUUACAGAAAAUAAAGGACCCAGUGACUAAAAAUGAGCGAUCUUAAAAUCAGAAAUCUAAAAACUCUGAGCACAGACGAGCUCUUGACCUUGGAAACAGCAGUUGAACAGAAAAAUCUUAACUCAAGGUUCACUUACUGACUUUUUCCAGAUCCGCGGGGUUCUUUCCGCUACGGAAAGCCGAUAGAUGCAGUUGAAAGCCCUGAAUAAAGCUAGUAAAUUGACCCUUGAGUUAAUUUUCUUUUCUUACUCAAACGCUUUUUAGUUGUUUGUUUAAGAGGAAUGCGCUCUUGUUCCUAUAGAGUGUGAAUGCUGUUUGAAAGUGAUGUAAUGACUAAGAAUAAUUUUUCCUACGUCCAUGAAAAUAAGCAAAAGAAAAACGCGAGGUGUGGGUGAGAUGUUCGCACGCUGUACACGUUAACUCUUAAAUCAACAUAUUUCUUGGAUUGUUGUGAAAAAUGUUAAAGAGCCACUUAACGUCCUGUUUUAGCUUCGCAAACUUAAAAAAUGCAUUCAAACCCACCACGGUAAACCGCUAGCUUAGUAGUUGUAGUAUUUAUAAUAAUAAUAAAUAAAUAAUAAAACUUUAUUUAUAGAGCACUUAUCAAAACAAAGUACAAAGUGUUUCACAACAAGAGAAAUAAAAUACAUAAAAUACACAAAAGCAAUAAAAUAAACAGUAAAAUAAACAGCCAGUUCAGGUAAAAUCAGGAUCUGCUUUCAGAUAAAAAUGUGUUUUGAGACGAGACUUAAACGAAGACUCUGACUCAGACAGCCUGAUGUCUUCGGGCAGGUUGAUCCAGAGCCUCGGGGCCCUGAUGGCAAAACCUCUGUCCCCCUUAGUUUCCAUCCUGGACUCAGGAACAGACAGGAGACCCCUGCCCAAAGAUCUCAGACUACGUGAAGGUUCAUAAGGUCUAAAAUAUAGUCCGGAGCCAUGAAGAGCCUUAAAAGUAAUCAAUAAGAUCUUAAAAUCAAUCCUGAAACAAACAGGGAGCCGAUGUAAAGAGGCUGAAACAGGUGUGAUGUGGUCGCACCUCUGGGUCCUGGUUUACAGCCGAGUAGCCGAGUUCUGUACAGUCUGCAGGCAAGUUUUUUGAUUAAGACGAGUGAACAGGCUGUUACAGUAAUCGAGGCGUGAAGAGAUAAAAGCAUGUACAACAGUUUCUGCAUCAUUAAGAUUUAAAAUAGAUCGUAUUUUUGCAAUAUUUCUGAGGUGAUAUGUUAUAUGUUAUCUUAGUGAUAUGUUGCUCAAAACAUAAACCAACAUUUCUUGCAACAGGUUUGAUAUGUUUUGACAGGUUACCAGUAGAUGGCAGUAUUUGUUUAGUGAUGUGUUGGGGCCCAAUAACAAGGAUUUCAGUUUUAUUUGAGUUGAGCUGAAGAAAAUUUAUCGACAUCCAGUGUUUUAUGUCGGACAGGCAGUCCUACAGGGAACUCAGCGUACUGAGGUCAGUGGGCUCGACAGGGAGGUACAGCUGAGUGUCAUCCGCAUAACAACGAAAUUAAAUACCAUGUCUGCGGAUGACAUCACCCAAGGGAAGCAUGUAUAAGGAGAACAAUAUUGGUCCCAGAAUUGAACCUUGAGGCACACCGUACUUGAUACGGGAAAAGGAUGACAUGAAGUUAUUAAUGCUGACACAGAGUUUCCUAUUUCUGCUAUUAUUAGUAUUUCUGCUGCUACCACUCGGGGUACGUCAUAGACCUUUGGGAGGUCUAGAGGACACGAAAUACUUCUGUUGUAAUGAACAAUAUAAAGUGAGACCAAGAUCAAUAUAUAAUGUAAAAAUUUUAAAAAAAAGUGCAUUUAGUGUAACUCUUGAAGUUAACGGCUCCUAGUGACGGAAGUGAAACAAAAUGGCGGUUCAGUCUGAUUAGCAGGCUGUCAAAUUUAGAAUGAAUCAAACGUCAGUGGAAACUCAUCAGUCUUUGUUUCUGAGUCUUUACCCGAGGCAGAAAACGGACAGCUCGCAGACGCAAGUUUGAUUUGAGGGGAAGUCCUGCGGCUGACAGCAGCCGAAUGUGUGCGGCCGUUUUUUAUCGGAGAUAUUUCAGACGGGUCUGUAGUUGUACGCCGGCCUUAACUUUGCUCUUAGUCUGAUGUAAAUUACACACUUUCACAAAAAAUAACUUAUUUUAAGCCUAAAACGUCAGCCCCCCAGGCUAAGAGCCAUGUUUCCAUGGUAACAAUCAGUGACACCUGCUGACCCGUGUUUCCACGGUAACAAUCAGUGACACCUGCUGACCAGUGUUUCCAUGGUAACAGGCAGUUCUUCCAGAGAGCUACAGCAGAGUGAACGGAGCUGAGCAGUCUGACCGUGGACGUAUGGACUCGGUCAGCCAUGUUUUUUAUUUUUUAAUUUUUUUUAGUUUGAACAAACUUUAUUUAUCCAGAUUUCAAAGCAGAGUAGUUUCUACUUAAGACAGUCAGGAACUAGACGUCUGUCUGAAAUCUGUUAGUUCGAUCUAAACCGGAGUCAAAGUCCGGAUCCAGGUCGUCGUUUAAGAAACAGAGAGACAGACGGAUGUCAUGUCUGACGUUAACGCUCUGCUUGUGUGUCUGAUCUAAAACAGUUUGAAGUGACUUCAUCUCAAAAUAUGAUUUUUUUUUUCCACCUUUGAAAAGUGACACUUGACAGCAAAUCAAUUCAAACCAAUUUGUGACAUUUAGGAGCAGAAAAGGUUCCUGGAGACAUCGCACGGCGUAAAGAUAAAACCCGUUUUAAUGCUUUUAAAAGAUGAACUUUGGUUCAGUGUUUUUGGAAAUGAACUCCAUUUAUUUAUUAAUGAGCAACAAAUCCAAACAUCUUCACACUCAUCCUCUCCUCCAUUCAAUCAGAUCAAUAAGUCAAUCAUUAAAAAUAAUGAGUCAGAUUAAGACUUCAGGAGUUCUGACACUUACUCAGUUUGGGAAAUUAAAGUCAAUUGAAGUGUUUGAGAGUCAUUCAGUUUAUGAAUCAUAAACAUCUGACGUCACUUCAUCGUUUAUCUGUUGGCGUUUCUCAGAUCAGACAAAGUUAUUUAUGUUCAGCGUUUUAAAUUAAAGCUUUUGAUAUUUUUGUGUUAAUUGAUAAUCUCAUUGAUCACUGUAAGACUUCUGCACUGCAUUAACAAUGUGGUACAUUAUGGAAAAUAUUGUUAAAACUGCAGAUUCACAGAUGAACCAAACUCAUUAAUUUGAUUGAAUUGCACUGAAUGUUUUAAUUAAAUAUUUCCACAUUU